This is a messenger RNA of Histoplasma capsulatum G186AR, 315 nucleotides long. RefSeq lists its product as uncharacterized. Lineage: Eukaryota; Fungi; Ascomycota; Eurotiomycetes; Onygenales; Ajellomycetaceae. The record is from RefSeq and is a predicted model, not a curated record. The coding region runs from base 1 to 315 and encodes 104 amino acids. The transcript has 3 exons.
AUGGCCUACCAGAAAUUCGUUUUCAGACAGAAUAUACUCGCAGCCGUCAAGUUGGUGCUGAUGUUGUCGUUUGGCGGAAGUUGGAUGAUUUCAGGCAGUUUUAACAAGUCGGUUGCUGUACAUAAAGAUGAGCCUCCUGGUGCGCGGCUCGAGAGCACGUUUUUCUCUCGAAAUCUCAAUCAACUGCCUGGUUGGCGUCUAUUACAACAGCUCGCCACCACAACCUCAGCAGCAAGGCGGCUGACCGAGAAUGUUGGUGGCGUUCUGUAUGAUCCAAUGGGCGCUGACAGCAGCCGAUUCGAUACGGAGGAUUAG